Molecule: messenger RNA, 1559 nt
Organism: Botrytis cinerea B05.10
Lineage: Eukaryota; Fungi; Ascomycota; Leotiomycetes; Helotiales; Sclerotiniaceae
Exons: 4
Coding region: 317-1378 (353 amino acids)
Cellular component (GO): membrane
Source: RefSeq, a predicted model, not a curated record
GCAUUUAUGCAUUUGUUCAAUGUGCCCGUAGCUCAUCGAACUCGAUGAUUGGCUGUAGCUCCAUGCAUCCCUGUCGGUGUAUGUAUCCCCGCUAAAUGAAAAACGAUGUCAUUCAGAGCUUCAGAAUUCAAGCUUCACUUCAUUCACUCCAUUCACUCCAUUCACUCUUCUUCUUUCGCCUCUGUGGCCGAUAUCAAUUCAUUGGAAGUUUGAGGAUAUACUGCUUGGUAGGUAUCAGAAGCCAGCUUGACUCACCUAAUUAUCACUCUGUCACUUCCUCAAUCUCGAGCCAAAGAGAAGAUAACUUGCCACAAAUAUGGCUUUGCCAGUCAUUAAAGCAAUCGAGGACUGUUCAAACAUCACGAAAACAGUCUUGCCAUACCUUCCACAAUUGUACGAUUUACCUCAGCAAGUACUUCAAUCAUAUUCAAAUCCUACGGAGCUCCGAAAUCUCUAUCUGGCUACGAAUCCACUCAUAACUGCUUUCGCAUUCUCGUUGUUCUUAACGCCCGUGUUUCUAUUGGUUUCCGAGGUCAACAAAAACUAUUCUCAAGUCGACAGAUGCUGGAGUAUCUUGCCUACCAUAUAUAAUGCUCAUUUUGCCAUCUAUGCACACCUUUCUGGUCUACCAACAGGGCGACUAGACAAUGUCCUCGCUUUUAGUACGAUCUGGAGUUUACGUCUGACAUAUAAUUACUGGAGAAAGGGUGGCUAUAGCAUUGGGUCCGAGGACUAUCGCUGGGAGAUUGUCCGACGAAACGUUCCUCCAGCACUCUUCUUCGUCUUCAAUGUCGCCUUUAUAUCGUUGGCGCAAAGCAUUCUACUCUUUCUAAUUGCAACGCCGUCAUAUGUUAUGCUCUUAGCUGCACGAUAUGGAGUACCGUGGACAACGGCAGAUUUGAUAUUCUCCAGAGGUCUUGUUACUCUUGUUGUGUUUGAGUAUUUUGCAGAUGGGCAACAGUGGAACUAUCAAACCGCGAAGCAACAAUACCUGAAGACGGCUAAAGUACAAGGAGGAUUCGACCAAGAAUCGCUCGACCGCGGCUUUGUGACCUCUGGUCUCUGGUCCUUGAGCAGACACCCAAACUUCGCCGCUGAACAGACUAUAUGGGUAGUACUCUAUACGUGGGGCUGCUGGACCAGUGAAGUAUUAUUCAAUUGGACGUUUGCCGGCGCUAUGUCAUACUUGAUCCUUUUCCAGGCCUCAACUUGGCUCACCGAGCUCAUUACUGCCAAAAAAUAUCCAGAUUAUCAGCAAUAUCAAGCCCGGGUUGGCAAAUUCUUGCCUAACAUCUUUUCUACCGGGCCAAUUUUCGCCAAGGUGGAGAAGAAAGCAGCGACUAAAGGCGAUCGAAGAAAGGCUUCAGCCAGCAAGUAAACAGAUAGCAAUUCCAAAUGAGGUUUUGAUUUUUCAUGCUUAGAGCCUCAAACAGCUGGUUAGAAUAGGCAGACAACAAGAGAAGGGCUAGAAAGUUUGCCCUUAAAACGUACAGAAGAGAUCUAAUUGUAUUCCCUGGAUGUCGCCACAUAAUAUUUACAAUUAAUGUCACUGUGCAUCA